Molecule: messenger RNA, 777 nt
Organism: Daldinia decipiens
Lineage: Eukaryota; Fungi; Ascomycota; Sordariomycetes; Xylariales; Hypoxylaceae
Exons: 3
Coding region: 1-777 (258 amino acids)
Source: RefSeq, a predicted model, not a curated record
AUGGCGAACCAAGCACACUCACUUCCAGUAAUAAGAUACAGGAAAGGAAUAUCUGCGGAGACAUUCGAAAAGUUUCUUCAGAAAGAAUCUCAAGGGGUCCAAGAGGGUGUCGAUGAUAAACUUAUGCUGCGUCUCUUCGGAUGUAGCCCAUGGGACCUGGCGACUUGGGGUCUACGAUUCAGCAGCGAUGAUAAAACCAUCAUGAUAAGAGAAUUAAAUCUGCUCCUCCCGCACCUGAUUUGGGAGGGAAACGUCGAUAUCUUACGAUACGUCCUCCAGAAGGCCAUUAUCCAUCGAUUGGGGGAAGAUAUAGAGCCACUGGGGCCUUUGAGACCAGGGAUUGCAGACAUAUUGAUUGCAAGAGAAAAGCCAGACACCCCUGGUCUGGCGCUGGAGAUGUGGGCAGAAUCCAACCCUGAAACAAACACCAACGUGAUCCAUUUACUCGAGCUAGUAUUGAAAUACUGGGGAAACUCCGAGCGAAAGCAAUGGAUCCCUGGCCCGUUUGUACUUAACUCAGAUGAUAUCCUUUGCAUUUACGAGUCACUUGAUAUUCUCUCAGGGGGUUGUCUAGCACCAUUCGCAGUACAAGAAUACUAUGACGCUUUUAAGAUGUUUGCAAUCAAGAGCCGCGAUGGACGCUUGGAAGAACCAGAUACCCGCGUUGGAAAAGAAAGAGAACGAUACAAGACCCUAGCAUACUGGAAGAGCCGAAACUGUAAUUCGUGGCUCAAGAAUCUGGUAGCGAAGAACACUGCCCCGUAUGUCUUCAAGUGA